Molecule: messenger RNA, 8671 nt
Organism: Marchantia polymorpha subsp. ruderalis
Lineage: Eukaryota; Viridiplantae; Streptophyta; Marchantiopsida; Marchantiales; Marchantiaceae
Source: the annotation of a GenBank genome assembly
UCGUUCGUGCCCAGCAGGCUCGCUCACGGCGGUUCUGUCACAUCUGCUUAGGAUGGUGGAGGUCGGGGUUUGUUCGCUUGUUUGUAUGCGCGAGGAGACGAGAGCGAGGGUGACGUGCCCAUCGGAGAAGGGAGGCCAGCGGGCACCGAACGAGCGCAGGCAGGAAGGAAGUGGUUCAGGUCCGAGAGCCCGACGAGAAGUCGCUGCUUGCUCUGUGUGCGGGCGUGCGUGCGUGCGUGCCAUACUUCCCGUCGUUUGCCCACUUUGAUGCUGUGACGCCAGAGUUCCGGGAGAGAGGAUCAGGAGAUACGGUGGUGGUCCGUCCUCUGGGCCUUGCGAGGUCGACAGGAAACCCUAAAUUGUCGGAGGACCAGCGGUAGAGGGUGUCGCUUGUGCGAGGGUGUUCGCGUGUGUCCUUCCCCUGAAGAUGGAGUGAAUAUCAGUCAGAGGGAGGGCAUGAUUUUCACUUUUGACCAUCCUCCUGGACCGAAUUGAUCCUUCGGCAGAGUCGCGGGUGGAACGGUGGGUGAUGUUUGAACCCUAAUAAUGUCGGGCCCAAUUUUCCUGUCUUGUCUCUGAAAGCAGAGGAAUUUAUUGCGGAACAGAGUUCUCUCUUUUUCUUCCGUUUCUUUUGGGUUGAUCUUGUGAUGAUGGGAAGGAUUUGACGACUGGUUCUGUUGCCCUCCGGUCGUGCGUGCGUGCUCACUCUCCUCGGUCUGCACAGAGGCAAUGGAUGAUAUUCUUACCAGCUUCUUCGCAGGAGUUCCUCUUCCUCGUGGCUCUACUGAACGAGUACUUUGGCUUCUCGUAUCUGGAAAAACAGGGCACGUGCUGGACGUCUUGAGGUGACGGGCAUAAGCAGGAAUAUCGCUGGCGGGUGUAGUCAUUAUGACAGUAAUCCCGACGUACGGGAAGGAUAGAAGGAGAAGGCAUUCGUACUACGGUUGUAGGAGCUCAUCUGGAAAACUGCUCUCGAAGGUCUGUAAGCUGGAUCAGCUCGAUGGGGCUCCUCAAGGGCACUCUCUUCAGGUCUGUGGGAUGACUGCAUGAGGAGAGGGCAAUGCCGGACAAUCUGUCGGAGGUAGUCGUGGAAGGGAGGACUUUGCGAGGCAACUCCGAGUCUACUUCGAACAGUAUGGGACACUAUGGAGACGAUGGGUCUCAAGGGUCUCAUACCGAGUGUGUUGAUCGAGCUACCGACACAGGUAUAACGGGAGAGGAUAAGCAGGUGACAGCGAGCAGUUCGCCGGUCGUCCUUGAAGCAGGGGAGGAUGGUCAGGAAGCUCAGGGCUCAGAGGAAACCAUGUUGGAUCCCGAUGUGGAUCGCGCUCUCCCAUUCAAGAUUGUUGGGAAUACCGUCGAGAAAGGAGAAGAUGUCGUCGAACUCGUCGGAGCGUCAAAUAAUGUCGGAGCUAUGGCAGGAUUACCAGAGGACGUAGAGCAAAGCGAAGUCACAGACAUCAUCGGGACAGAGAAGUACGCUAGUACUGAAGGUGUUAUCACGGUAUCGAAAGUCAACCAGCUUAGUACUGUUGGUGGAACCAUUGUUGCGGGAGUAGAAGGCGAUUACAGUCUUGCGAACCCAUCUCUCGCUUCAGAGGUGGUUUCUGAUCCGAUAGGUCAACUGGCAGGCAUUGGUUCCGUCGUACCGGAAGCCAGGGAGGGUAUUGAAAGUCAAGAGGGAGCUCUCAGUUUAGCUCUAGAUGUGGAGCAAGGAUCUCCCAGUAGAUCAGCUUCGGCUCUGGCGGCCUGCUCCGAGAGAGGAAGGUUGUUGACCGAUGUACGUACCACAAUUCUUAGGGCCGCUGAAGCUUGGAAAUGUCUAGGCGAAGACGUUGUUUUACUGCCUGUUAGUGAUGGGAAGGACGCGGAUCAAGCGCUUAUGAAGACGGGAAUCGCAGAGCCGAAGAGCUCGGAAAGCUCUGGAUUACAGGAUGUAGCCAGCACGGCUCAAUUAGUUCAGGAAGUUAAGAGUACCGCCGUUGUUACUCCGAGAGUGCUCUUGAGUGACAACCCGCAUCAGGAGCUUGGUUUUGCUGAGGGUUCGCAAGGUAGUUUGACCGUGCGUGUAGAUAAUGAAGAAUUUCCGGAGGUGCAUGUUUUGGGGCAGGAAGCAACGAUCGUUACAGCUGGAGAUGCAAUUGCCGCAACUGUAAAUCAGGGGGACUCCAUGUUCAUAACGUCUGUGGAAGCUUUUGAAACUGUGUCAUUCACGGCUGAGGUGGAAGAGAAGGACUCAGAAGAUGAUGCGCAACUUGUCGCAAAGGAGGCUGGUGACAAUCCCUCAUUGAUUGUUGACUCUAGCGAAGGAAAGAUCUCAGUUCAAUCUACCCAGGUACUAAACCAGAGUAACGUGGGCGUUGAUGGUGGAGUCGAUGGGUUAUCCGGAUCGAUCGUGAAUGGAAACUCUGUCUGUAAAGCAGCACCUUGCGAUUUGGAAAUAGACACCGCAGGGCACUCUGUAGUAGAGGCAGUAUUCGAGCCUAGGUCCGAGCCGUCGGAGAACGAGGUCACUGUUUCUCCCGGAGAAGAGUUGGUGGUUCAACAGAUCUCAGUCACGGGAGCAGUUAUCGAAGUAGAUACUCUUCCUUUGAACGACAACAUUGAAACUGAAGAUAUUCGUAUGGAUCAUUCUGAGCCGAAAGCCUCAGCACCGGAAAGAGAUGGCAACGACGCUGUCAUGGAAGACAUCAUUCCCGAGGAAGCGGUGAUGCGGGAAGGAGAAGUCAAUGACAUUGUUAUGGAAGACGUUUCGAAGGAAGCCUCAGGUGGCGAAAAUCUAGAGGAGAAGCUGGUGCAGUUGGCCGGGGGUUCCUCAAGCGGGGUACAAGAUGUAACGGAGAAGCAGCCGGAGCUGGUAGAUGGUCCGGUUGAUUAUGAUGCUAGAAUUAUGGGUAUCGUAGGUAGUGCGAUGAAGGAGAACGAGCUCGUGAGGGUAAAGAACCUGGUGAAGAACCUUACCAGAGAAGUUUCUGCCAAGCAAGACGAAGUUUCAAGGGAGCGGAGUACGCACACCAGUGGAAGUCCGAGUUUCUCGGGUUCAAUUGAUAAGAAGGUGGCUGAGAGAUUUCUUGGCUCUCCAUCCCAGAAGAUGGAGGAACCUGUCGAAAGUUCAGACUGCUUGGUCAGCUGUGAGAGCCCUGAGAGCAUGAAGCUAAGAGAACUCAUACUGAACGGUUUGAAUUUGCUGAAGAGCGUGGCCACAGAUAUCGCAGAGGGAUUGGAGAUGAGGCUGAGAGACUCCGUUGGUUCUCCAAGAGGGGGAAUAAGUUUAGACACUUCAGACGAAAUCAAAGCGCAACAAUUGGACGAGAGUGUGGCACAAGCUACGAACACAAUUGGCGGUGAAUGUGAAGCAGCUGUUGGUCGCCGUCCUGGAUCCUCGAGUGCUGUCCAUCCAGUUGUUUCUUGCGAAUUGGUGGAGAAAAGUGUAGUUUCAGGGGGUUUGAGUAUUGAUGAAGACCGGAGCCUUGGUCGGGAGACUGCUACUGAUGUCGAACCAUCUCAUAAACCUCACCAGAUAGAGGUGAUGAUGGAAGCUCCGAAAAUAUUAGCACAGAGUCCAGAGAGGUGCCAGGUCGAAGACCGCCUCCAACCCGCCUACCAGGCAGAAUAUGCAAUCGAUCAUACCGAGGACGUUAGGAGUGGAUCGAUCCCUGCUCAUUCUGAUAGCGAACCUAUGAGUUCAAGGGUUCAGGAAGGACUAUCUGGAUGGUCUGUGUGUGAGGUUUUUGUAGAUGGAUCACCAGCUUUAAGGGAUGAGAAGGUGAAAGAAACAUCGUAUGCAGAAUCUAUUGCUCGUAUUGGUAUCUUGGAUUCACCUACUAUUGAGGAGAUCGUAGAGGUUAACCGACCCGAACAACGUUCAGGUGGAUCUCGACAUUCGAACGACUCAAAGGUCUGCAGAGGAGGGUUCAAAGGCGCGUCAGGCAGACCAGAUGAUUAUCCUACUUUGAAUAUCCAAAAAGGAACCUGCUCUUUAGAUAGAGAAGUUCCUGCAGGACGUCUCGGAACGUCAGGAGAGGGCAAAUUUGAAGCAACGUCUAUUCAGGACAGUCGCAUGUCCUUCGAUAAACCCCACAUUAUAUUCAAGAGCGAGGUUGAAACUCCUCUCGAAGACGACCGAGUGCCAUCAAUCCAAAGAGUUCUGGCGAUCCCUAAACAGGACUUUUUACCAGUGGCUAAACGAACUCUUCCGGUGGUCACGAACUUAGAAGCGGCGGCGAAGCAAGCGAUGGAGAGCACCUAUUACAGAUCACACAUCUUAGAGGAUAGUAAGGGGGCAGCGUGUUUUAUUUCAUCGACCAAGAGCCUUGCUGAGUUUCACGGAGUAAAGCGCGCAAAUGAUGCUGGGUCUGCGCAGGAGAAGUCAAAUGGUGCAGGGCUUCUUCAAACCGUGGCUUUUUCCCCAGCUUCUUGUAGGGGAGCAGCACAACAUAUGUAUGGAGGAGGAUUGGAAAACUGGGCCAGACCUGGGGUGAUGCGCACAACAUUUGCGACGGUGGCUGGAGAUGUAGGCCACAAUACUCAUGUACUUGUUGAGAGCCCCGACGGCAAGGAAGUGGGCAAGAUACGCGGCCUCAAUUCGACAAUGUUGGUUGAAUCUGCGGAAAACCAAUUAAUAGCCAGUGACGAAGGCAAUGUUAAGAAGAAGAUGCGUGCUGCAGUAGAAGCCGUGGGAAAUAUUCCGACGGUAGCCGUGAAGAAAAAAUUGCAGACGAAAAGGAAGAAGGUUGCAGCAGAUCUGGAGGUGAAGCCUAUGGGAGCUGCCACCCAGGACCGAGUACCUUGCGAUUCUCAGAAGGCGGAGGAUACGACCAUUAAAUCCCCCAAGCUACCUUUCUCAGAGAAUGUAGAGACCAGUCGUCCGGUGGAGCACGUAGAAAUUCUGGAUAGUACAGGUGUGGCUCCAACACUACCAGAGACUUCUGCCGCUGAACAAGUAAUUGUGUUGUGGGCACCUGAAGCAGAUGGUGUCGAUGGAAGUCCGACUGAUCUUGUGAAUGGAGGACAAUCACAGGGCCUUGGUUUAAGGUGUAAUUGUGGAAAACCAGCAGUUCUUAAAACUGUGGGAUCCAAGAGCCCAAAUAGAGGCAAGAGAUACUACUCCUGCGAGAAGUAUAAACCCCCCUUCUUCACCAGAAAGCGGAACCGAAAGCGUGACGAUGACGACGGGUCAAGUUGUCGUUUCUUCCAGUGGUUGGAUAUACCAAAAGUGACUAUGGAAGAUAAGAAGGAGAUCAAGUUGCAGAAAAGACGGCAGUUGGAACAGAUUUUAGCAGUUAAACCAGUCACGACUAGCUAUACGACAAGGUCAUCAUCAAAGCCGGAACUUUCAGACCAUGAUGGUCACAGAAACCAGGGAUUUCUGGAAGGGGUGCCUCCCGUGUCUAGUCUUUCCGUAGAAGAACCCAAGCAUGAGGACUCAGAGGAGCCAGAGCCCUCCAGUAAAAAGCAGAAGCUGAGUAAGGUAGACCCUUCUCUUUCAACAGCAGACUCUGUUGCUUUUUCUACAAGAGCGUCAGCUGCGAGGAAGCGAAAGGGACCCUGUAUCACAGAAACUAAUGACAGGAAUACUCCAGGGCAUAGUUCUUGUGGAGAUGAAUCUUCCCAUGAAGUAUCUGUUGGGGAUUGCAACCAUACCUUGUCUCGAAAAGGGGCAAAGAGGUUCAAGCCUGAAGGAGAUACCCCAGGUCACACGUACACUCGCCGUGGAGAAUCUUCUCGACCGCCAAGGCAAUCUUUUUACACGCCCCGAGCGAAAAAUAUUGGUAGAAUGGAGAGAGCAACUGCGGAUACUCACCACGUUCGCAAGCUCCUCCCAGUGGCUCUGGCUUACGAAAAGUCGAGGGAAGUUAUACUCGAAGAGAGCUCCGAGGAUGAAGAUAGUGGAGAUCAUAAGGAGGAUUCCAACGAAGAUCAAAAUGCUCCGGAGGUGUGUACUUCGGAGGAUGAACCUGUCGAAACUCCCGCUUUUACUUCAGCCGAGAGAGAGCAAACUCCUGUUAGACCGCGGAGUCAGAGAACAUCAUCUACUCCCAGGGGCGGUCAAAAUGGGAGGAUAUUCAAAGUCAUCGAAACAGUUGAGAAAUUGAAGCGUAAUGUGCAGAAAGUACGUCGAGAUGCAAGCGGUUCUGAAACAUCCCUCUCUGGUGACUUACACAAUGGAAAACAGCAGGCUCCAUUGUGGAUUGAUGUUCCUUUGACGUCCCCAUUCGAAGAUAAGGAUUCAAAUAAAUCUGGGCUUUCAGGACAGCAGGUUAUACACGGAGUAGGGCAGUUUGGCCCUUUUUCCGGCAACCAUGACCUGGUCGUUAACUUCCCUACUGCGUCUCAGUCAGGAGAAAAGACGACUAUCUCAAGCAAUACGUUAUUGCUGGUCAAGGAGAAAGCGAGAGAAGCUGUAAACCUCAGGAGGGGUAAAACUCUCACCUGUGAAACGGAUUCACAAAGAGCGGCCUGGACGAAACCAGCUGAUCAGAUGAAGAAGAGGUCGGCAGCGCACAGAGAUGUCUCUGAUUCUGACGAGGAAGAAACUGGGCCAAGUGGGUCAAGAGGCAUUAGAUCACUGAAGGACAUGCUAAAGAGGGAGAACAGCGACGGAACUACUGCAGUUUAUGAGGUAGCGGAUGAGACGCAGCCUCCUUAUUGUGAAUGCAAAACGGUGAAAAGGCGUGCUGCUCUGAAGACCGUACUCUCCAACUCUGCUAACCAAGGUUUGAGGUAUUGGGUGUGUGUCAAUCACCGACCCUUAUUUCAGAAAAAGAGCCUGUGGGAGGGGGAUCCAAAUGACGAAAGCUGCAAGUUUUUCAGAUGGCUCGAUACUCCCAUCAUCAGUUAUGCAGAGAGGAAGAAACAAAUGGCAGCAAGGAGACGGCGGAAUGAAAGGAGAAGGAGAUGACUGCAACGUGUACAAUUUUACUCUUCAUUGAGCUCAAUGUUUUGCGGUCUAGUGGGGCGUCAGUCUCAGCUUUAUCGAGGUUUCGAGGUUUUGAGGCGUGCUACUUAUACCCUUGCAACUUCAUUAACUUCCGUCAGCCAACUCCGACUCUUCGCGAACUUCUUCUCAAAAAUCUUGUAGUUGAACGAAGUGGGGCUAGGGAGGAAUUACGAGUCUUCCGCCUUUCGUAGUGUUUCCGAAUUAUUACAGAUUAUUGUUCAGCCACAAGCCAUUGUGCGCUCGUUGUGUUGUGACGAUGCUCUACUUCGUCUUUGUACUCCUACGUCAGUGUUUCCGUAUCGUCAACAUCAUCCUAUUAUCUACCUUCGUAUUUCAGUCAGAUGAUCAUCCCAUGACUUUCUCACCUGUCAAAGACACUCAUACACGUAUGGAUAUGGACCUGUGAAGGAUAUGGGCUGGCUGAUGGUUGCAGUUGCACAGUAACAUACAGUCAAAGGUUACCCUUGCAGAUGACCUGCCUUUGGACGAAAGCUCUCACUACCUUCCAUUGGAUGAAAGUGAUGCGUGCAUUGAUUUCAUUUAUGAUGUCGACACCUGCAUGUUGGUGCUGAACGAAGAGUUGGAUCCCUGAGUAGCAUCGGAACAUUGGCAAUUGAGGACGAGGAGGUUCUACUGUGUUUGUGUUGAACCGAAGCAACUCCUUCAGCUUCCUUUUCCGUCAUUGCAUUCCUUUUCCGUCAUCAUUACUUUUUGCAGAUACUGGAGUCUGACGAAGUUGGUAGGUACGCCGAGCACGAUUUGGAAGAAAUUAUACCGACCUGUGAAGAAAGUCUUUUGGCCAUGGAAGACUGACAAGUUUGACACUUAACCCAUCAUAUCUGAAAUACUAUCAGGUGUAGAGUGCAUCGUCUGGUCCUACAAAGAUUUGGCAACUUCUGCUGCGAUGGAAACCUGGAAAGGUCGAUAUGACUCGGAUCUAGCGUUCUUGCUGUUCUACCUUUUGAUCGGGAAACGCGGAGAUCUCGUAGUCAUCCACGUUUUCAUCUUCCCACAAUCGGUCAGUGUCAUCUCCUGACACCCAGUACAUAACAUGGCUCCACGCCGCUUUAACUGUUCCUUCCUUCUGAGUCCAACCUUUUGGAGCCAACAAAGUUCACCAGUGGAUGAUAAUGUUCUGGUUUCAAUAUUGCUUUACAUCUGAAAGGUUGAACUACUUCAUUUACGCGGAGAGAUUCUACCAUAAGAAAGACCCUUUUCACUGCAAAGCAGUUCCUCCCCAUACCGCCACCUUGUCCAUCUGAUCUAACAUCUGUGUCCUAGUCUUAUCGAUACUAGCACCGCCAUGUUUGACUCAUUAUUUAUUGUCCGAAUGAAUGAAGGGUAUGACUUGCAAGCAGUCGUGAGUAGCUCCUUACAGUACAACUAGAGUUGCCCGCUUGCAAGGAAGAUCCUCCCAGCAAGCUUUGAAUUUGGUCUCUGGAUCCUGCGUGAACGCCCACCUAUACCUACUACCAGCUCAUCCUGGAACAAAUGGGCUAAUCGUAUCACAGCACUCUGGGCAAUAUAUGGUCCCAGACGUGGGCCACAGCCGCCCUAUAAAUUUUAGUAAAUCGCCGGAGACAUUUGCCGAGUCCAGUUUGAUGUCCCUGCCCAGCACAACCUCCACCAGGAGUUGUAGCGUGGUCUUAAUUCUGUGGGUAGUACUUCCACUAGGGGUGGUAAUUAUUGUUUGUAUCGAUCUUCAACAAAAUGUCUUCGUUCUCUCACUGG